Camelina sativa (false flax) is the source of this 3880-nucleotide messenger RNA. Lineage: Eukaryota; Viridiplantae; Streptophyta; Magnoliopsida; Brassicales; Brassicaceae. The record is from RefSeq and is a predicted model, not a curated record.
GUCGUCGUCGUCGCUGGGUCAUAAUCUCGUUCUUGUGUUUUCGCUUUUCCUCUCGCACCCCCCAUUACAAAUCUGUCUGAUUCUCCUCGUUAUUAAGCCAGAAACCUAGACGAGGAAAGCCAGAAAAGGGUAGGAUUAGGGGUAAUUAUUAGUUCGUCACCACCCAUUGGAUUGCUAGGAGCUCCUCCUCUGGCUCUCAACAACAUCUGUUUGUUGCGUAAUUUCAGUUAGAUUUGUUCCAGAAACAAUAAAGUUUUUCUUUUGGAAUUGUGGCGUGUGAACCAAGGAAGGAACUAGGAAUAUGACGAACACAAAAUGUGAUUCCAUAGGAGAAAUCAGCACUUGUUAAGUCGUGAUGAGAUAUUCGAUUGCAAGGCUUUAGGAUAAGGAACUUUGGGAAUCCAAGGAAAAAGGGGUUUUAAAUUAUAUGGGGCGAGCAUUGGAAUCAUCUGGUGCACUUUUUCCAGUUUGCUGUUGUAAUCACAACUAUCUUAAUACUUGGAAUGGCUUGUUUCCAGAGAAAUAUUCCCACAGAGAGGGAGAAUGAGCAGGCGAUAGCAAUUCUGAAGAAAGGGGCCUAUCUAUUGAAAUACGGACGCCGUGGAAAGCCUAAAUUCUACCCUUUUCGGCUUUCAAGCGUACCAUUCAUAAACAUUCAGUUUCUUUACAAAUGCACAAACAUAGUAUGUGGCUGAAGAUUGUGUGUUUGAUAGUGAGCUUUUCUCAACUGCUUUGCAGGAUGAAAUAUAUUUGUUAUGGUAUUAUGGCAAAAAGGAGAAACGUCUUAACCUGAGUUCCGUGACAAGGAUCAUACCUGGACAGCGAACUGUAAGUUAAAUUGUAUGAAUAUCAUUUAUCUGGUAACAGUUUUGCUGCAUCUUUUUCUCAACAAACGAAUGUUCUUGUAAGAACUUUUCCAGGCAGUUUUCCGACGAUAUCCUCAACCCACCAAGGAAUAUCAAUCCUUCUCUCUUAUAUAUGGCGACCGGUCUCUGGAUUUGGUUUGUAUUUUGCCCCCCUGUGGUCUUUUUAAGGUGUUCUCACUACUGAAUCUAUAAUCUCCAUUGAGGUGUUUUCACUACUAAUCCUCAUGGAUAGGUAUGUAAGGACAAGGAUGAAGCUGAGUUCUGGCUCACUACCCUUCGAGCUCUUCUCUCACGAAACAACUCUUCUGCAUUGGUACUUCACUCAAGAAGCCGCAGUCUUGCUCCUGACAAUGGAGAACAAAGUAGUACGAGCAAGAACGCUACAUCCAACAUUAGAUCCGUCAGCAGUGACACAAGCUACGAGGUUUUUGUUGGUUAUUUUCUUUCUUCAUGAGAGCACCAUCAGGUUAUUUACUACUUAAUAUCUUCUUGUUUCAUCUGGCACUUUCGCAGGAACAUGCAAAAAAGGCCUCAGGAUCUCACAGCAACACUCCACAGAGACUGGGGAAAGUUUUCUCAGAGGUUUUGUCACAAACUGCAGUACUAAAGGCACUCUCUUUGGACGAACUGAUCCAUAAACCUCAUACUUCGCCUCCAGAGGCUAUAGAGAAUCGAUCUACUAAUCACUCCCCUGCCGUUGAUACAUGUAAAUAUAGCAUUUCCAGCGCAGUGAGCUCAUCUAGUCAAGGAUCUUCUUUUGAAGACUUGAAGUCUCUCUGUGAUGUCUUCGUUUGGGGAGAAAGUAUUGGAGAUGGGCUAUUAGGAGGUGGUAUGCACAAAAGUAGCAGCAGCUCUUCUCUAACGACUGAGUCUUUUUUGCCCAAAGUCCUGAAAUCACAUGUGGCACUUGAUGCCCAGAGUAUUUCUUGCGGCACCAAUUAUGCAGUGUUAGUCACAAAGCAGGGACAGAUGUACAGCUGGGGAGACGAAUCUGGUGGAAGGUUAGGACAUGGAGUUUGUUCCUACGUUCCACAUCCAAAACUUAUCGAUGAAUUUGACGGAGCACCUGUGGAGUCAGCUGACUGUGGAGAAUUUCAUACUUGUGCUGUAACAGCCUCAGGGGAUUUGUAUGCUUGGGGCGAUGGAGCACAUAAUGCUGGUCUCCUUGGACUUGGUAGUGAAGCUAGCCAUUGGAAACCAGUACGAAUCCUUGGUCAGAUGGAGGGUAUAAAUGUUAAAACUAUAUCUUGCGGACCUUGGCAUACAGCUUUUGUGACAUCAGAAGGUAAGCUGUUUACAUUUGGUGAUGGUACUUUUGGUGCGCUUGGGCAUGGUGAUCGUAUAAGCACAAACAUACCUAGAGAAGUCGAUGCGCUAAGUGGCUGCAGAACGAUAAAGACAGCUUGUGGUGUUUGGCAUUCAGCUGCUGUUGUCAGUGUUUUCGGUGAGGCCACAUCAUCAGGAAAGCUCUUUACUUGGGGUGAUGGAGACGAUGGGAGACUCGGACAUGGUGAUAUAGAGUCUAGACUAAUCCCAUCUUGUGUAACUGAACUGGAUACAACUAGCUUUCAGCAGGUAGCUUGUGGUCAGAGCAUUACCAUUGCUCUCUCUGUGUCUGGACAAGUUUACGCAAUGGGAAUUGCUGAUCCGAGUCAAGAUAAUGCUGUGAGAGCUCCUUCUUGCAUUGAAGGGGGUCUAGGAAAGAGUUUUGUCCAAGAAGUGGCUUGCGGGUUUCACCAUAUCGCGGUUUUGAACGCAAAAGCUGAGGUCUACACUUGGGGCAAAGGAUCAAACGGACAGCUCGGGCACGGAGACACCGAACAUAGAAGCACGCCGACUCUUGUGAAAGCUUUGAAAGGUAAACAAGUGAGGAAAGUGGUGUGCGGUUCUAAUUACACAGCAACCAUUUGUCUUCACAAACCAAUUACGGGUACUGACAGUUCUAGGUGCUCCGGUUGUCGCCAUCCUUUUAACUACAUGAGGAAGCUCCACAACUGUUAUAACUGUGGGAGUGUCUUCUGUAAUUCAUGCACUAGUAAGAAAUCCUUAGCAGCAGCCAUGGCUCCCAAAACUAACAGGCCUUACCGUGUUUGUGAUGACUGCUAUAUCAAACUCGAAGGAGUUAGAGAAUCUUUAAUAACCCCGGCGAAUAGUGCCAGAUUUUCAAAUGCAAGUCUACAAUCAAGCUGUAACGAGAUGGACGACAUUGGCAUAACACCGCAGCGUCAGCUUCUUAGGGUGGAUUCAUUUGAUUUCUUCAGACAAACUAAGAUCCCGGACCUGAAAACCAUUGGUGAAACUUCAGGAGCAAGCUGCUCAUCGUCGAGUCACUCAAAUUUGGAUACUAAAGGUAGUUUUAACAUGAAAGGCAUACGGCAACUCUCCAGGCUUACCUCUUUUGAUUCAGUUAGCCAAGAAGGCAAACAACGCACCAAGCAUUGCGCUUCAAAAUCAGACACAUCCUCUCUUAUAAGACACUCAGUGACUUCUGGUAUCCCGUUUUCACGUAGAGGUUCUGUUGAGUUGUUUCCUUUGUCAAUAAAAUCCAGCCCGGUUGAAUCCGUUGCUACAACUUCCGACAUCACCGCCGACAUUACAGAUCAUGAUUUACUACAAGAAGGGCCAAAGAAAUCCAAUCAGUGCCUGAGCCAUGAAAUAUCAGUACUCAAAGCACAGGUGGAAGAGCUUACCCUAAAAUCAAAAGAACUAGAAGAUGAACUGGGAAUGACUUCAAAGAAACUCGAAGUUGCGGUGUUAAUGGCGCAGGAUGAUGCAGAGAAGAUCAAAUCUUCAGAAGAGAUAGUUAGGUCCCUAACUCUGCAGUUGAUGAACGCAACCAAGAACGAAGUAGACAACACAAAGAGACGCCGAAGCUCAUUUUGAUUUAAAACUAUAGAGAACAACCUCUAAUCUUGAUCAAAGUAAGUGAAUAGAUUGAGAAUGUAAAAUACAAGAUUUCUCAUUUUUUGUCAAAUUACAUAUACCAAAAACAAAAGCAAAUGUAGUAAUUAGUA